CGGCGGCAGUGUGCCGGGCAGGCGGGCGGCGCUCGGCCGUGUUCUCGACUCUCGGCUCCGGAUCCGCAGCCUCCGAUAUUAGAGUGAAACAAAGCGAUGACGAGCUUUUGAGGAAUUAAAGGUGUGGUGACUGGAUCAGCGAACUUUGGCAACUACAGAAGUGUUGCACCGGCACAGCUGGCGUUGCGGUCAUUGUCGCUGCGCAGCGUCGGCCGGCGGUCGUGCGGGGCAUGCGCGGACGCACUGUGACACACAUGCGCUCCACUACGCAUCCGCCGAGGUGCGAUAACCGACCUCCUCCAACGUGCCAAGUUUCGAUUUCAUCGGCGCUCUCGGCGUAGUCGCACGUGCAGUGCUGCAGACGCCGCACAUCACGGACCCUCGUCGUGCGAGACUCCUCGAGUGAUGUUACAUCAAAUAAUUGAACCAUUACCGCCUGCAUAGAUUGACUCUACAUUCAAAUAAAACAUUUUGACGUUUUCGUGACAUGCCGCGUAGACGUGCGACAGGCGCACUGAUAUAAAAUAAACAUCGUGUGAAAGUUAAAUAAUCGUUUUGAAGAGUUAAGUGCAGGUAUAGGAAGUGCAGUUUAAUAUAUUAGUGCAAUAUGACGUCCCGGUCGAAGGAGAAGGUGGCGGCCGCAUUCCGCAAGCUGUUCCGCUCUCCGGAGAAGCUGGACAAUGAUGGCGCAGGACCGAGCGGGUCACCAGCGCGGCGGGGUCUGCUUCGACGACACAGAGAUGGCGUAAGUCCAGCAGAAGCGGCAGCGGCGAGUUUGCCAGCCAGUCCAUCGGCCACAACUCUUGUCAAGAAGAAGGCAGGAGGAGCCAAUGAGGUGCGAGAGCGGGCAGCGGCUGUGCGCACGCGCAGGCUCAUGAAAGAAUUAAAAGAAAUCCAGCGGAUACAGAACAGCCGGCCUGAUCCUGUAUUUACGGUGGAACUAGUGAACGACAAUCUAUUCGAAUGGCACGUGCGGCUGCACCAGAUAGACCCGGAGAGCGAGCUCGCCAGUGACCUCCGUGAACUACACAUUCCUCACAUACUACUACAUCUGAUAUUCCCAGAAAACUUCCCCUUCGCGCCGCCCUUCAUGAGGGUUAUCGAACCCAGGAUAGAGAAGGGUUUCGUCAUGGAAGGUGGUGCGAUUUGUAUGGAACUGCUGACCCCGCGUGGCUGGGCGUCUGCGUAUACGGUAGAAGCUGUGGUGAUGCAGUUUGCGGCAUCCGUGGUGAAGGGACAGGGCCGCGUGGCGCGGGCGCCGCCCAGGCCCUCCUGCGAGUUCACGCGCCGCCGCGCCGAGGAAGCAUUCCGCUCCGUCGUCAAAACACAUGACAAAUACGGUUGGGUCACGCCGGCUCUCUCCGAUGGUUGAGUUGCUUAGGGUGUGCCGAUCAACUGUAAUGCAGAAAGGAUCUCCUUUAGUUAUUUUUCAAGAACAAUUUUAGUCGUAACUAGUGCAAAUUUUGAUAAUGCUCUGCUCUGUGUAAUUAGUCUAUAUCAUCUUGUCUAAGAUCAGUGGAAAGUUGGAAUUAUAGAAAUUACAUUCAAUGUAUAAGUCUAUGGAGAAAUGGGGGCGAUGCAAGUCUUCUGACCGGAAGUUUAUAUAGGAACACAACAAUGUCACAAAGUGCAUGUUAUAUUGGAUACACAAGCACCUUCAAUAUGCAAACAUUCUUCGAUUCGCGAGUGAUUACGCAACUCAUCAGCCUACAGAUCAUGGAGCCACCAAUAGUAGUGCAACCGUGGAAUGCCGAGGGAGAAGCCGUUACAAGCAACGAUGGAAUUAAAUGGUCUUUAGACAAAUAAAUGUGGUCUCUACAUGCAUUUUCCGUCUAUGUGUGUAAUUUAUUAUGUUGUGCCAAACUCGAAUGCUCAUCGCCUACAUUGUAACGCUCAAUUUUUUCGAAUAUUCCCAUUUAUUAAAAUUUUUAAAAUAUUCGAUUCUAUAAGUGCUCGAACUAUAAAUCUUGAAUAUAAAUUGAAAACAAAAUAUUUUGCAGAUCAAACAUAUUAAUGUUUUUAAAGGAAAUGUUUCCGUCCCAAAGUCAUUUAAUCAUUUUGAUAAUAUUAGAGAUUUGUAGGUUUAAAAAAAACCCACCAAAAUGAUUCUAAAGUAUGGUAGUUUGUCAUUUCAUCUUUGAUCUAUUCUUUGUAAUUACCUAUACAAUACCUGAAAAUAUAUAAGUGUACUUUUAUUGUAAUAACACCUAAUGAAACAGUCUAGGCUCUGCAUGCUUUGUGUAAAGUCUGUAGUAGUACCUUUGCAGCUAUUUCAUGAGUAGUGAAAUGCUCAAACUAGUAUAUUAAUAAUUUUAAAUUGUGAAAUGAAAGGCUUGUGGUAAAAUUAAUGUAAAUUAGGAAAAAAUAAAUAGAAAAUUGAUGUUGUUAAUUUGUGUGGUGAACCAAAGAUGUUUUAUUUUUAUGUAAACUUCAUUCAGCGCAAAUAUGUGUAAAUUAUACUUUGACUAUAUGUACAAUGUUAUAGGUGUAAUAAUAAAUACCUGCUCAAAUGA
This is a messenger RNA of Helicoverpa zea (corn earworm), 2513 nucleotides long. RefSeq names its product ubiquitin-conjugating enzyme E2Q-like protein CG4502. The coding region runs from base 608 to 1372 and encodes 254 amino acids. The record is from RefSeq and is a predicted model, not a curated record. The transcript is spliced from 6 exons. Lineage: Eukaryota; Metazoa; Arthropoda; Insecta; Lepidoptera; Noctuidae.